Telopea speciosissima is the source of this 2254-nucleotide messenger RNA. Its product is annotated as probable inactive receptor kinase At1g27190. The transcript has a single exon. Bases 143 to 1975 code for a protein of 610 amino acids. Lineage: Eukaryota; Viridiplantae; Streptophyta; Magnoliopsida; Proteales; Proteaceae. Gene Ontology annotation, molecular function: protein kinase activity; ATP binding; protein binding. Gene Ontology annotation, biological process: protein phosphorylation. The record is from RefSeq and is a predicted model, not a curated record.
CUGCUUCGAUCGUUCGCCUCCAUCAACACGGACACGGGAGUAGCCACUGAACCCUAAUCGUAACUGGGAGGCAACACUCAGUUCUAACGGCAACUACAGCUAGAGCUUCAGGGGGAGGGGGGAGAAACCCCUCGCUUUCGCCAUGGCGAGAUCGAGGUUUCAGACUAUGCUUUAUCUUCUCAUUCUCACCUCCAUGGUCGCCGUUUCGGUAGCUGUGGUGGAGGACGAUGUGAAGUGUCUCAAGGGUGUGAAGGGCUCGCUCAGCGACCCUCAGGGGGAGCUCAGUAGUUGGGACUUCUCCAACACUACAGUCGGUUACAUCUGCAAGUUCGUCGGCGUUUCGUGCUGGAACGAAAGGGAGAAUCGUCUGAUCGGUCUGUCUCUCCCAACGAUGACGCUUGCCGGACAGAUUCCUGCUUCUUUGCAGUACUGCCAGAGCCUCCAGAAUCUCGAUCUGUCUGGUAAUAAUCUCACUGGUACGAUCCCUUCUGAAAUCUGCACCUGGUUGCCUUACCUUGUAAGCCUAGAUCUCUCCAACAAUGGUUUCUCGGGCCCCAUACCUUCGGAGCUCGUCAACUGCCAGUAUCUCAACGCCCUUACCCUUAGUGAUAACCAACUCAAUGGUUCCAUACCUUACGAGCUUUCGGGUCUCAAUCGUCUCAAGAAGUUUUCGGUGGCCAAUAACGAUCUGUCGGGCUCCAUCCCUUCCUUCAUGUCCAAUUACGACCCCGCUGACUUCUAUGGCAACAGCGGACUCUGCGGCAGCCCUCUUGGAACUAAUUGCGAUGGUUUGAGCCGUAAAAACCUCACCAUCAUCGUAGCUGCUGGUGUUUUUGGUGCCCUCGUUUCAUUGCUGUUAGGUGUCGCACUCUGGUGGUGGUGCAUCGUCAAGUCCAGUCGUCGCCGCCGCAGAAGGCAUGCGGCUGGGAAAGAUGAUGAUAGCAGCUGGGUGCUUCGGUUGAGGACUUACAAGCUCGUUCAGGUCUCCUUGUUUCAGAAACCCCUUGUAAAGAUCAAAUUGGCCGACCUAAUGGCUGCCACUAAUAAUUUUGACCCUGAAAACAUUAUUAUCUCCACCAGGGCAGGAACUACCUACAAGGCAGUUCUGUCGGAUGGAUCCGCAAUUGCCAUCAAGCGGCUCAACACUUGCAAGCUCAAUGAAAAGCAAUUCCGCUCUGAGAUGACCAGAUUGGGGCAGCUUAGACAUCCGAAUUUGGUGCCUCUUUUGGGGUUCUGCGUCGUCGAAAAUGAGAAGCUUUUAGUGUAUAAACACAUGGCUAAUGGGACUCUUUUUCCACUGUUGCAUGGUAGCAGUACCAUAUUCAGUUCUGGCAAUUCAUUGGAUUGGCCGACGAGGCUUAAGAUUGGUAUUGGUGCGGCACGGGGGUUGGCUUGGCUGCACCAUGGCUGCCAGCCCGCUUUCCUGCACCAGAACAUAAGUUCUAAUGUGAUCUUCCUGGACGAAGAUCUUGAUGCUCGUAUAAUAGAUUUUGGUCUGGCAAGGCUCUUGAGUUCUGCUGGCUCUAGUGGAAGCACAUUUGUACAUGGGGAUUUUGGAGAAUUUGGUUAUGUGGCACCUGAGUACUCUAGCACCAUGGUUGCUUCACUGAAAGGAGAUGUUUAUGGUUUUGGGGUAGUGCUUCUGGAGUUGGUGACUGGGCAGAAGCCUCUUGAAGUCAGUAAUGCUGAGGAAGGAUUCAAGGGCAAUCUAAUAGAUUGGGUCAAUUCUGUAACAACAGCAGGUCGGAGCAAGGAUGUUAUUGACAAGUCUCUCCUUGGAAAGGGCCACGAUGGUGAAAUUCUGCAGUUUCUAAAUGUUGCUUGUGGUUGUGUGAUUCCUAGGCCAAAGGAUAGGUCUUCUAUGUACCAGGUUUACCAGUCAUUGAGGACCAUCAGCGAGAGCCAAGAUUUUUCUGAACAGUUUGAUGAAUUUCCACUUAUCUUUGGUAAACAAGAUCCCGAUCAUAUCGAGUAACUUUGCCACUUUGGGGACAUAAGACGGGUGAAGCUAGAGUGAACAUUUUGAAUGUCUACAGUCUGCGGACAUACAGCGUCUAUGCAUCUUAUGCUAAAUUUUGAAAGGCUUGGUAGCUAAAUGGUAGGAUUUCAUUUCCCCUGGCUUUUCCAAUUAUAAUCCCCAUUUGUUGGAUAAAUCUGUAUAAUACAUGUUUCUUGAACUGUAGCUUUCAACAUUCCUGAAAUCUGUUUGUUCUCAUUCUAGCAAACACAAUCUAUGUAGUUGAUUGAUGUUUAU